AUGGUGAGCCCCGACGCCGUCCGCGACAUCGUCGGCAUCAUCGGCAACGUCAUAUCGUUCGGCCUGUUCCUGUCGCCGCUGCCAACGUUCAUCCAGAUCGUGCAGAAGGGCGACGUGGAGAAGUUCGUGCCGGACCCGUACCUGGCGACGUUCCUCAACUGCGCGCUGUGGGUGUUCUACGGCCUCCCCAUCGUGCACCCCAACAGCAUCCUCGUGGUCACCAUCAACGGCGCGGGCCUCGUCAUCGAGACCGUCUACCUCUCCAUCUUCUUCGCCUACUCGCCCAGGCCCAAGCGCCUCAAGAUGCUGGGCGUCCUCGCCGUGGAGCUCGUCUUCGUCGCAGCCGUCGUCGCGGGGGUGCUCCUCGGCGCGCACGACACCGACAAGCGCUCCCUCGUCGUCGGCAGCAUCUGCAUCUUCUUCGGCACGCUCAUGUACGCCGCGCCGCUCACCGUCAUGAAGCGCGUGAUUACCACCAAGAGCGUCGAGUACAUGCCCUUCACGCUCUCCUUCGUCAGCUUCCUCAACGGCAUCUGCUGGACUACCUACGCGCUCAUCCGAUUCGACAUCUUCAUCACGAUCCCCAACGGCCUGGGAACGCUGCUGGGCUUGGCGCAGCUGAUCCUCUACUUCUGCUACUACGGGUCGACGCCCAAACCGAGCGACGACAGCAAUAAUAGCAUGGAGCUGCCGGUGACGACGGCCGGCGACGAGGGCAAGAACUAG
Messenger RNA from Panicum hallii, 726 nucleotides. Its product is annotated as bidirectional sugar transporter SWEET5-like. NCBI's taxonomy places the organism in Eukaryota, Viridiplantae, Streptophyta, Magnoliopsida, Poales, Poaceae. The transcript is spliced from 3 exons. The coding region runs from base 1 to 726 and encodes 241 amino acids. Gene Ontology annotation, molecular function: sugar transmembrane transporter activity. Gene Ontology annotation, biological process: carbohydrate transport. Gene Ontology annotation, cellular component: membrane. The record is from RefSeq and is a predicted model, not a curated record.